AUGGACAUCUCUGUUCUGCCCAACAACAACCACCCGGAGAAGUUCCUCCAGCUGGACGUUGGGAUGCUGCCGGCCACACACGGCAUGUUCCAGGUCGGGGCAGUCGUGUCCAGUCAGAAACACUGGCAGAACAGAGUCUACUCUCAGAGGGGGCAAUGGGUAAAGACUGAGAGCUGGUCUCCUCCAUCCCCAGAGGCCCCUCCCGUGUGGUUUGAGGACAGAUACCUGGAGAAGCACAUCACACCAGACACUCUGAAGUCCAACAUUAAAAGGAACCCUCUGUUCAUGGACAUGAGAGCGAUGGAAGCGGCCUACAACAAAAAGUCCAAGCCCUCCUGGACUGUCAGGGAGUACGACACACAAACAAUCCACGGGAACCUCGCCAAUUAUUUAAAGAAGACUCCGAGAGAUCUGGACUUUUGGCUCGAGGAUCUCUACACACCGGGAUUUGACUCUUUACUGAAGAAGAAAGAAGCGGAACACAAGAGAAAAAGACUUUGUAAAAUCUUUUCUGUAAUCGUUUUGUCUGUUUGUGCCGUACUUAUUGUAAUCAUAGUGCCAGUUGUGGUUCUACAGAAGCAAAACUGA
Anarrhichthys ocellatus (wolf-eel) is the source of this 588-nucleotide messenger RNA. RefSeq names its product membrane integral NOTCH2 associated receptor 2 (gene minar2). The record is from RefSeq and is a predicted model, not a curated record. The transcript has 3 exons. NCBI's taxonomy places the organism in Eukaryota, Metazoa, Chordata, Actinopteri, Perciformes, Anarhichadidae. The coding region runs from base 1 to 588 and encodes 195 amino acids.